AUGGCUCCUACCUGUUCCCGGGCAGGCCUUCGCUUGCUGACGUCGGUCCUGGUAGCUAGCAGUAUCGCGAACGCGGCAGCACUUCCACACCAAGUGCUUGAUCCGCGAACACCUCUCGCGCAAGAUGAGACAGCUCCAUCACCACCUGCGGAAUCCUCGAUCACUCCGGCGGGGGAUGAUCCGGAGAAUGUCUUCGAAGAGCUUGCAGAUAUCCUAAACUCGCACACUGGGUAUCAAUUUCUACGGGAUCUUAUUGAACGUUUGUUUGGCUUGAGAAGUGAAGAGGAAGAUCCUGACUCCACGACGACAACGACGGUUUACGUCACCCCUACGCCUGUGGAGGCAACUAUUUCUGCAACGAUUACACCUACGACAUCAACGGAUGAUGUGAUGUCCAUCCUUCCUAUGUACCCGUUGACUACUGCGAUCAACGUCACGCUCCCUGAUCCAGCAUUCUCCACAGUGUCACUCGGCGAGCCAUCAUCAUCGAUAUCGGAAGUCUUGCCGCCGUUUCCUUUCAACUCGACAUCUUUUGGACCCACCCCAACCGCCGUUAGUAUCACCGACUCGUUUACCGCGAUACUUCCUGGAACCGUACUAGACUCAUCGAGCAGCAACGCUACAACACCCAUCUCAACGACUAGGAUACAAUUGACGAGUGUUCUCAUUGUCACUGCAACAGUGGUCCCAUCACCCUUCCCAGGGACUGGUAACCCGGUCUCUGAGGCUGCGACGCCGCUAUGGCCGAACGCUACGGUUGUCACACCUUCGCCAGCAGGAUCCGGGACUGGUGCUGUGUCGUUGUCCGCGGAGACUGCAAUCUCGAACGCUACCGUUACUCAGACGCCGUUAUAUCCCAACACUACCUUGGUUAUUCCAAUCGUGGUCACUAUUCCCGGCGGCCCAGCUACCGCACUCAAUGUGUCGCUCCCUGUCUCGAUCUUGCCCACGCCGAUCUCUGAGACUGGCAGUUCAGAGUCAGCUGCGGUUGUGUCCGUUAGCGGGACCCCAUUGUACUCAAAUACUACCUACGUGACGCCGACGACUCUGGCGGGUACUGGUACCACUGCGAUUUCUGCGGGAACGAUCAGUAACGCACCGAUUGUCAAUACCGCAACCCCGUUGUUUCCAAAUGUAACAACUACUACUUCGACGACCACUACCACCAUUGGAGCUUCGAUCUUACCGUCGUUAGUGCCCAGUCAAAAUCAGACAAGUAGUAAUGAUACCAUUGUGGAAUUCCCAGGUCUACUUGCCCUUCGUCGCCUUUGUCAGGACCCUCAAAUCAGAGUCAUUUCUCUGCCCCUAUUAAACCGCUUCUACGGCCCCAACGCCUACCCUUCACUGUUCCCCUUCCCCGGUUGUCUUCCACCCAACAAUCGCCAAGCCAUCCAAGCACCUGGACUUCUUAACUGCACGGCCCUCGGCACUGAAGUACAGCGUUGCCAAGCGUCUGGCCGCAAGGUCCUGUUGAGUGUGAAGGCUGAUGGUCUGGAUGCCGUGGGGGGUAAUGCCAACUUCGGCGACCCAUUAAGCGCCUCCGACCCAUUUGGACCGUACUUUGUCGAUGACGCCGUUGAAGACAGUGACGAUAGCGAAGGAUCGGAUAAGAGGAAAAGGCAGAUUUCACUGAACGUUACUGUCAUCAUUCCGCCCUUCCCGCUCUUUAACCUUACGGCACCUGUCUCUGCUGAAUCCGCGCUUGUGCCCUCGGGAAGCGUCUCUGCUGAAUCCACGCCUGUGCCAUCGGCGUAUGGUGCCUAUCCUGUAUUUGUGCCUGCACCUUCAACCACAGCUGUUUCCUCGCCUGUGGACGAGCCAGUACUUCAGCCCUACCCCACCCACAGCAACCCUCUGGAGCCGGUCCCUCCUUUCCCAAAUCUCUUUGAUGAAGCACAUCCACCAAGUGCCUUUGCACUGACCCUCUUCUCCCUCUUUGGCGAAGGCCACACCGAGCGCGCUGACCUGCGCCCUCUCGGCCCCGAGGUCGACUCACCUUCCUCCCCUUCCCCUCUCAACGGUACUGACUGGAUUACUCCGCCCACUACUGACGUACCGACGUUGGCCCGUCCAUUGGGCGAGGAGGUUGUGGUCGAUGGAUUUGACAUCCAGGUACCGGUUCAGUGGAAGGGCGGUUACCAGGACCAGGCCUUCAGGGCACUUGUUAUCAGACUCCGAGAGCUGACCAGGGCGGCUUGGCGUGAGAGUGGAGGAGUCGAGGGAGGCCCGGGGGAUCUGGGCGCUGAUGGAAGAGGUGUCGUGUAUUUUGGCUGGGUUGGGCAGUUGCUGAAGUCUAGGAAGGCGAAGGUAUUGAGUGAGGGGUGGGUUGAGUGGGAUGGACAGUCUUUGUAAUGAAGGUUUUCUUGAACUGUUCAACUAUUGACAUCGGGGCAGUAGGUCAUGGUCAAGAGAUAUACUUAGAGCGAGUAUGCAUUAUAUGAAAGAUGGGGUUGUUAGUGGUCAAGGUGAGCUGAAGUGAAAAAGGGUUUACUUUUGUAAUGAAUCAUAUGACUUAGUUUCGUUCUUAGCAUUAGUAAAGAGUUUCCCCC
Messenger RNA from Cucurbitaria berberidis CBS 394.84, 2549 nucleotides. RefSeq lists its product as uncharacterized. NCBI's taxonomy places the organism in Eukaryota, Fungi, Ascomycota, Dothideomycetes, Pleosporales, Cucurbitariaceae. The coding region runs from base 1 to 2352 and encodes 783 amino acids. The record is from RefSeq and is a predicted model, not a curated record. The transcript is spliced from 3 exons.